This is a messenger RNA of Trichomycterus rosablanca, 1113 nucleotides long. RefSeq names its product matrilin 3b (gene matn3b). The record is from RefSeq and is a predicted model, not a curated record. Gene Ontology annotation, molecular function: calcium ion binding. Lineage: Eukaryota; Metazoa; Chordata; Actinopteri; Siluriformes; Trichomycteridae. Bases 18 to 917 code for a protein of 299 amino acids. The transcript has 5 exons.
CCACCAUACCCACUACGAUGUCUUCUACAACCCCCACCACCAUACCCACAACAAUGUCCACAACAAUUGCCGUUACUGCAGAUUGCAAGAGCCGUCCACUAGACCUGGUUUUCAUCAUCGACAGCUCUCGCAGCGUUCGUCCUGCUGAAUUUGAAAAGGUCAAGGUGUUCCUUUCAGACAUGGUGGACUCUCUGGACAUUGGUGAGGAUGCCACACGCAUCGGUCUGGUGAACUACGCCAGCACGGUCAACAUCGAGUUCCUCCUGAACAUGUAUACUAACAAAGUGGAUCUAAAACGUGCUUUCUCUCGCACUGAACCACUUUCCACUGGUACCAUGACUGGCCUUGCCAUAAAAACAGCCAUGGAGCGGGCAUUUACAGAGAAGGCUGGUGCCAGGCCAGCAAACAGAAACAUUCCCAAAGUGGCCAUCACCGUUACGGACGGAAGGCCACAGGAUACGGUAGAGGAUGUAUCGGCUGCAGCAAGGGCUGCUGGGAUUGAGAUCUAUGCUGUUGGAGUGGACCGGGCUGAUAUGAAAUCUCUUCGAGCAAUGGCGAGCCAGCCACUGGAUGAACAUGUGUUCUAUGUGGAAACGUAUGGCGUCAUUGAAAAACUUACGUCCCAGUUUCGAGAGACUCUGUGUGGUGUGGAUGCCUGUGCCCUUGGACACGACUGCCAACAUGACUGCGUGAACAGCAACCACUCCUACUACUGCAGGUGCAAAGAGGGGUAUGUGCUGAACCCGGACCAGAAAACAUGCUCACAAUUCAAGGAGGUUCGUGGAGACUUGAAAGAAGAUGCCUGCAUGUGUGAAGCUCAAAUUGCUUUCCAGAAAAAGGUCCAUCACAAUAUUGGGGAGAUGAACAGCAAAGUGGAUGACCUGACAAGAAGAGUUGAGCAGUUUCAGCGGCGUUAAAUUCAAAGCAACGAUGCCAGAUGAAAACAUUCAGCCGAUUUCACUCGUUUAUCAUACACUAUUUCUGCAUUACUACUAUUACAUAGCAUUCUGUCUUUUAGCUUAGCACUGUUGUAUUCAUGUUGCUUUGCCUUUGUUUCAUAGAAAAUGUAGCAUCAAAGUCACUUGUUUUGUACUUAAUGUGGCUGUUAAGUAU